Molecule: messenger RNA, 5247 nt
Organism: Erinaceus europaeus (western European hedgehog)
Lineage: Eukaryota; Metazoa; Chordata; Mammalia; Eulipotyphla; Erinaceidae
Gene: SPIRE1
Product: spire type actin nucleation factor 1
Exons: 17
Coding region: 141-2108 (655 amino acids)
Biological process (GO): actin filament network formation; polar body extrusion after meiotic divisions; Golgi vesicle transport
Cellular component (GO): cytoplasmic vesicle membrane; cell cortex
Molecular function (GO): actin binding
Source: RefSeq, a predicted model, not a curated record
GUAAACUGGGAUACUCACAUUGUACAGAAACAGAGGUGAUCGAAUCCUUGGGGAUUAUCAUUUAUAAAGCACUGGACUACGGGCUGAGGGAGAAUGAAGAAAGGGAAUUAAGCCCUCCCCUGGAGCGGCUCAUCGAUCUCAUGGCCAACACAGUAGAGGCUGAUGGCAGCACCGAUGAGGGUUAUGAAGCUGCAGGCGAAGGCCUGGAAGAGGAAGAGGAAAAGAGAAAAGUCUCAGCCAUUCGGUCCUAUCGAGAUGUUAUGAAGUUAUGUGCUGCUCAUCUCCCAGCUGAAUCAGAGGCACCAAAUCACUACCAGGCAGUAUGCCGGGCACUGUUUGCUGAGACAAUGGAGCUGCACACAUUUCUGACUAAAAUAAAGAGUGCAAAGGAGAAUCUUAAGAAGAUUCAAGAAAUGGAAAAGACUGACGAAUCUAAUACUGAGCUGGAAGAGCUGAAAAACGCUGACUGGGCUCGGUUUUGGGUACAGGUGAUGAGGGAUUUGAGGAAUGGAGUAAAACUUAAAAAGGUACAAGAGAGGCAAUACAACCCUCUGCCCAUUGAAUACCAGCUCACUCCUUACGAGAUGCUGAUGGAUGACAUUCGGUCCAAAAGAUACACUUUGCGAAAAGUGAUGGUGAAUGGUGAUGUUCCCCCUCGGUUGAAAAAAAGUGCCCAUGAGAUCAUCUUGGACUUCAUCAGAUCAAGACCUCCUUUAAAUCCAGCAUCAGCCAGAAAACUGAAACCCACUCCACCACGACCACGAAGCCUCCAUGAAAGAAUAUUAGAAGAAAUCAAAGCAGAAAGGAAGCUGCGGCCUGUCUCACCAGAGGAGAUUAGACACGGCAGAUUAGCACCGAGGCCACUUAGCAUGUCUCACAGUUUUGACUUGUCAGACGUAACUACCCCCGAAUCACCAAAGAGUGUUGUAGAGUCGUCAGUGUUAAAUGGAGGUUCAACACCGAAAACAAAAGAAAAUGGGUUAAGUGCAGCACACCAAGCCCCUGUGCAGAGGAAGAAGCUCCUAAAAGCCCCAACCCUGGCUGAACUGGACAGCUCCGACUCUGAGGAAGAAGCCCUGCCCAGGCCAGCCAGCAGUAGCAGUACGUCUCCUUCCUUCAGCGAGGAUCCCUUAUUGGAGGCCGUGUCCACGAGGAAGAAGCCUCCAAAGUUUUUGCCCAUAUCAUCAACACCCCAACCAGAGAGGCGGCAGCCGCCCCAGAGACGACAUUCCAUUGAAAAGGAAACACCUACCAAUGUGAGACAGUUUCUGCCACCCUCCAAGCAGAGCUCUCGAUCUCUCGUCCGUAGGAUAACCAGUGUAUGGCCAAGGACGCCUUUCCGACCACUUUUUCCUACCAUACAAACAGCUUCUCUGCUCAGCUCUCAUCCUUUUGAAGCAGCCAUGUUUGGGGUAGCAGGGGCUAUGUAUUAUCUCUGUGAGAGAGCUUUGACCAGCAGGUGGAAGUCCUCAAAGGAAGAAUUCUGCUACCCAGUGGAAUGUCUAGCUCUUACUGUGGAGGAAGUGAUGCAUAUUCGUCAGGUCCUGGUGAAGGCAGAACUGGAAAAGUACCAACAAUAUAAAGAUGUCUACACUGCCCUGAAAAAAGGAAAGCUCUGCUUUUGUUGCCGAACCAGGAGGUUUUCCUUCUUUACCUGGUCUUAUACCUGUCAGUUUUGCAAGAGGCCGGUGUGCUCACAGUGUUGCAAAAAGAUGCGGUUGCCCUCCAAGCCAUAUUCAACUCUUCCUAUAUUUUCAUUGGGACCUUCUGCCUUGCACAGAGGGGAAAGUUCUGCGAGACCUGAGAGGCCCUCCUCUGGACACCACCGGCCCCUCCGCGGCAUUGCCAGGUUCUCCUCAAAAUCGAAGUCUGUUGACAAAUCCGAUGAAGAGCUACAGUUUCCCAAAGAGUUAAUGGAGGACUGGAGCACUAUGGAGGUGUGUGUAGACUGCAAAAAGUUUAUUUCGGAAAUCAUCAGUUCAAGUCGCCGUAGCCUGGUAUUGGCCAACAAAAGAGCCAGAUUAAAAAGGAAAACACAGUCUUUCUAUAUGUCCUCAACAGGCCCCUCGGAAUACUGCCCGUCAGAGAGGACUAUCAAUGAAAUCUGAGCCUUGUGCCUUUUGGUUGCUUUUGUGUUGAGAGUCAGCAUUAGCACAGGAGGACACUGAGCUGGACUGUCUAUCCUGGCCACGGUUUUAGUUAAUGGGCUUGAAUUUGCAUUAGGUCAGGCAUUCUGCGGAAUCACAUUGUUCUACAGACUGAAUGCUGUGUUCAUAUCGAUUGAGGCUAUGUGACUGGUUAGCCAGUUGCUCAUUUGCACUGAUUGAGAGAGGAUGACAGUCUGAAACCUGCUUUUGUAUGUAUAUGGAUUUGGAAGCCAGAAGCUUUUUCCUUAGCUCAGCUCCUUACUGAUCCUCAAAUAAUUUUUUCUGACGAAGGCAUAAAGCUUCUCAUGGAAGAAAUCCAGCCUAACAGAGGUGUCGAUGUUAGCACAGUUCCAAGCAGUAAGUCAUAUUGGCACUUUCACCUGACAGUGUUCCUAGUUGAUGUACAUAGUAAUCAGAGCCUUGCCACAACCCAGACGCCUGCAGGCGGGGGCCCAGCUAUCUGAUCAUCUCACAGCACAAAACCUGCAAUGAUUUGCUAAUACUAUCAAGCUGUUCUUAAACUAUUGUUGCUCUGAGAUAAAGACCCCAGGAGGGACUAUAUGCCCGCAUUCUAGUGCACAGUAUCUGAAUAAGCUGUACACCCACGUGGGUGGCCAUUGCCUCUGAGCUGCUGUGUUUGCCCCAGUGCAGGUGGUCAGUAAUUCCCCAGAGGGGGCAGAGUUUUCAUUCCUUAUCUUGAAUGUAUUAUGGCUCUAUUAGUUUUAUAAGUGGAGGUCUAAGAAGUAAAGCUUUGUGGGAGUUUUCAAGACAAAGGAAGGCUAAGUUUGUCAAGACAUUGAGUGUGAUUGGACUCACUCUGUAGAGGGUGGUGACAACAUUGGAUGGCAGCUGUUUGCCACAGGAAGGGAGGAACUGGAGCCCAGACAUCUUCACCAACAGCUUCCCAACUUUAUAGUCUGGCUGCCAUAACUAAAGUGAGCCACAAUUUGGUACCUGGUAUCUCAAACUGGAAUUUAUUUUUAUAGAUGAAUUUUAAAGGAAAAAUGUCCAGUUCUUUGAAAAUUAUACAAAAACGUAACCUGCCUGAUAGGUUUUUGCGGUGCUUUUUUUUUUUUUUUUUUUUUUGCACUGGUUUUCUCUGUAAAAGACUUGAGUGAGUAGGCUGGGUUUUUGAUGUAGGUAGGUUGUAUACUUGAAAAUUUUUUUACUUGUUUGACUCAUACCAUGGACUUUACUUUAGUAUUCUGUUAUGCUUAGAAAUGACCAGAUCAUGCACAUGGACAUCACUCCCUACAAGCUACAGGACACAUCUGCAGCCAACUGUACUACGGCUGCACCAUUUGUAUUUGGUAGAAGGCACGGCAGUCACAUUCCACACAGUCAGAAGCAUUUCUACACUAAAUUGACAAUAAUACCUCAGAACUACUCUGGUAGUAGUUUUUAAUGGAUCAAAAUUCACAAUUUAAUAAACAGCUUAAUAUCACUUAUGAAAUAAACUUUACCAGUUGCCUAAAGUAAUGCAUGGUAACACCCCUUCCGUAUCAGCAUGCAAAUGUGGACCAGCAGAGAACGCCUACUGACGAUACACAGUGUUUAAGUGAGUUUAAAGACUUUUUAAAAAAGAGUUUGAAACAUUCCACUGAGUGAAUCACAUUUUCUAAGGCACUGUGUGAACUCUGCACCCCAAAUCAUCUGGGAUGAGCCACACCCUCUGCAAGCUCCAAGCUUGAGCACCUCAGUGACUUCACUUAGCAGGAAGGUACCAGGGCGAGGAGAGGAGACAGCCCUUGUGUGCCUAUAAAGGCAUGGCUUCUUUGCUGUUGUUACUGAAGCCGAAGAAACUAAGUCACAUUUCAGUCAGAAAAGCAGAUAUCCAGCAGUUUAUCUCUGACAUCUCCUCAGCUUUAUGCUGACAGACAGGCUAAGCUGGGUGUUGAGAUUCCCUCCUGCCAGGCCAGUAGAAUACAAAUCCUUCGGCGGCAUUAAUGGAGUUUGUCAGCGACAUUCGAAGGGGCACGUGGAUGGUACGUCCAUGUGAAACAAGGUGCAUGCAGUAGCGUGGGUCAAAGGCACAGGAUGAGGAGAUAGCAUAAUGGAUGUACAGACGUCCCUUCAUACCUGAGGCUCCGAGGUUCCAGGUUUAGUCCCCUACACCACGAUGACUCAGAGCUAUGCAGUGCUCUGGCAAUAAAUAAAUAAAUAAAUAAAUAAAUAAAGCACAUGGUACAGUUAAAAUCGUAGAGAUCAAAUUAACAUCACCUUUUGGUGCCAAAACGAAUUCUUGCAUUUAACCCUCCCUCAUUCAUGACAUGUAGCCUGUGCCUCAUGGAAAAUGUAAAUUCCAGAGAGCAGCUCACCACCUGGAGGGCACAGUUUCACCGUCCUUAGCCUCAUCUGACCUCCCUGUAACUGCUAAUAUGCCUUGGCCGUGUUCCUCUUUGUCCGGGUGUCCAACUACUUGGCCUUUGUUCUCCAUCCAACAACAGUAGCAAUGUUGUCUUGCUAGUCUUGGUUGGAGCCUACUGUGUCCUGGAGGUUGAGUGUAUUGCUGGACGGUCGUCUCUGUGUAUCCCUGAGUGUCCGCCCAGCUCCUUGCAGCAGGUACCCGGCACCAAUCCUUUGUCCCCCACCUCCUAAAGCCACCCAGUUGGAAGACCUUUGUUUCCGCAUAUCUUACCUUUCCAUCAGUGUCCGAAUACACAAGAAUACCUGUAAAUACUGUAAUGUAUGUAUUAAUAUUUGAAAGGCAUUCAGGCGGUGGACAGUGGGGAUUAACUCUCCCAAAGCAAGUAAAAAAAAUAAUUGCUGUGUACAUUGACUUAACAGUCUUACUAGAUUUCAUGUCUUAAGCCUUUCAAAUUAAACUGGAAGGUGGUAAUGUAGGAGUUUUAAAAAAUGAUCUUACCUUUGAAAAGAUUGUGAUUAGCACCACGAACUCAUACCAUGAAGUUUUUAAGACUUUUAUUUUUCUAACUGUAUUAAUAAAUAUAGCACUGGAUUUUAAGUGUCACAUAGGAGACAUGAAAUGUUUAAAUUAUGUUGCUAUUUGCUAUAGCAAAAUAGCAGAAAUUUUUGUACAUGCAAAACUGUUGAAAGGCCAUGGGGGAAUAAAUAAGUGUGUACUACUGAUUAAACUCGA